AUGGAAAAAGCCAUAGAAUCAAGAGUUCGUCCUAGCGCAAGAUGGACCUCAUUCGAGGGCUGGAAUUAUAACGGCAUGAAAGAGCGCUUAGAGACAGCGCUCGCUAAUCUCAACAAGGAAGCCCUCCUGUCUCACGCCGAGACUAUAAAGGGCCAGAAGCUGUCGAUGAGCGAAAACUUCUCGGCAACUUCUCGGCAGGGCAAUACUGGGCUUGUUUCGAGAUGGUAG
Molecule: messenger RNA, 228 nt
Organism: Penicillium angulare
Lineage: Eukaryota; Fungi; Ascomycota; Eurotiomycetes; Eurotiales; Aspergillaceae
Product: phosphotransferase enzyme family domain-containing protein
Exons: 1
Coding region: 1-228 (75 amino acids)
Source: RefSeq, a predicted model, not a curated record